AAGCACGAAAAUUUGACACUGGCGCUGAAUUCCGCCCAAGCCAUCGGUUGCAACGUGAUCAACAUCGACGCGCACGAUUUGGCAAAAGGAAAGCCUCAUUUGGUCCUCGGUCUCCUUUGGCAAAUCAUUCGUAUUGGGCUGUUCAACCAAAUCACGUUAGAGCACUGUCCAGGCAACCGACGACUGAACAAUUUCACCAACGACGUGCGGGACUCGGAGAUCUACUCGUACCUGCUACACCAGAUUGCCCCGCUCGACGCCGGCGUGGACAUGGCGGCCCUGCACGAGCCGGACGCCCUGCGCCGCGCCGAACACAUGCUGCAACAGGCGGAGAAGCUCGGCUGUCGCAGCUUCCUCACGCCCGAGGACGUCGUCGCGGGCGUCUACAAACUCAACUUGGCCUUCGUCGCCAACCUCUUCAACAACCACCCGGGGCUGGACAAGCCCGAAGACAUGGAUCUCACCGCCAUGGACGUGGAGGAGACGAGAGAAGAGAAGAAGCACUGUCCAGGCUUGGCCACUUUGCUCACGGACGGAGAAAAGCUUGACGAAUUGCUGAAACUGAGCCCCGAGCAGAUUUUGAUGCGCUGGGUCAAUUACCAUUUGGAUCGUGCCGGAACAAACAGACGACUGAACAAUUUCACCAACGACGUGCGGGACUCGGAGAUCUACUCGUACCUGCUGCACCAGAUUGCCCCGCUCGACGCCGGCGUGGACAUGGCGGCCCUGCACGAGCCGGACGCCCUGCGCCGCGCCGAACACAUGCUGCAACAGGCGGAGAAGCUCGGCUGUCGCAGCUUCCUCACGCCCGAGGACGUCGUCGCGGGCGUCUACAAACUCAACUUGGCCUUCGUCGCCAACCUCUUCAACAACCACCCGGGGCUGGACAAGCCCGAAGACAUGGAUCUCACCGCCAUGGACGUGGAGGAGACGAGAGAAGAGAAGACUUACAGAAAUUGGAUGAAUUCAAUGGGCGUCGCCCCACACGUGAAUUGGCUGUAUUCCGACUUGGCUGACGGGCUGGUCAUCUUCCAAUUGUACGACAUCAUUCGGCCAGGAAUUGUGGACUGGAGCAAAGUUCACAAGAAAUUUUCCAAGUUGCGCAAGUUCAUGGAAAAGUUAGAGAAUUGCAAUUACGCUGUCGAGUUGGGGAAACAGCUUAAAUUUUCGCUCGUUGGCAUCGCUGGACAGGAUUUGAAUGACGGGAACCCGACUUUGACGCUCGCUUUGAUUUGGCAACUGAUGAGGGCGUACACUUUGUCAAUCUUGACUCAGUUGACGCAAACGGGGCACCCUGUUGUGGAGAAGGAAAUCAUUGACUGGGUCAACACGAAGCUCGUCAAUGCCAAAAAAACUAGCGCUUUGAGGAAUUUCCAGGAGUCUUCCCUGGCGAACGCGAAGGUGGUCAUCGACCUCAUUGAUGCGAUUAGCCCGGGCACCAUCAACUACGAUCUGGUGAAUCACGAUGAGAACGAUGAGGCGAAAACGGCGAAUGCCAAGUACGCCAUUUCAAUGGCGAGGAAGAUCGGUGCGAGGAUUUACGCUCUGCCGGAAGAUAUAACCGAAGUGAAGCCGAAGAUGAUCAUGACCGUUUUCGCGUGUCUCAUGGCCAGGGAUUACAUUCCAAACUUGGACUCACGACGCUGAAUGCCGCAUUCUUUCCUCUUUUUUUUUUUUUUUUUUUUGUUUUCCUCUCAUCCCACGAAUCCCUGGGUUGACUUAUUGUCGUGUUUCAGCGUGGAGAAGGAAGGAAAAAACGGUGAACAUUGUGGUGGGAUGAAAGGUGUUAUAGGGAUGCCUGAGUGAGAUGAUGAAGCAUUCUAGGGCAAUGUUGGGACCAACAUUUAUCUGCUGUCUUUUUAUUCCGUGUCGAGCAUGGAUACGAAGUUUUUCUUAUAGGCCUUUGGUUUACAGCACGUGAGCUGUGUAUGAUUGAUAUAUGAUUUGUUCAAGUGGGCUCAUUGAAAUACUGCUGUAUACGUCGUCGGCGCGCGAAUAAAAGAAUAAAUAAAAUUGCGAAAGUUUUUGAACAAUUUUCGCGACAGCCAUAAGAGGUAUAUACCAUAUAUACGCGAUUAAUAGGCCGCAGAUCGACUUGAACAUUUUAUAAGUAUGAAGAUCACGUUGGCUGGGUCAAAAAUUGUUGGAAAACUUGAAACUUUGGGGGAAAACAGCUCCUCGUUGGUGCUUCUGCUAUGCCAGGAUUGUUUAUCCUAAUUUUCCUUAAUUUUAGCUGUUUUCGUUUAGGUGGCCUUGAAGAUAGGCCGCAUCUUCUAGUCUUUGUGGCCUAUUUUAGAAUAUUUUGAUUAUAGGCCGCACCUGAGUUUUCUUUUGGGAAAAAUGGUGGUCUUCAAUCGUGGUAAUAGUUUACUUCCAUAUGUUUCUCAAAUUUUUUACCUGUCGUCUUAAAAUUUGAAUCGAUGAUGUUCAAUGGGCCCACUUGAACUUAUAUUCGAGUCGCAAGCGCUUAUCGUGAAAUUUGGUAGAAACGCGUGGAAAUGCUCGACUAGAGAAUAAUGCGAUGGUCUUUCUAAUAUUUGUCAUGCCUGUGGCUUCGCAUUCCGUGCUUAAUGAUCAAAGUUGGAUUAUAUCUGCAGCAAAGGCUUUGUUUUAACGUGUACGGUACGCUGUGCAACACUGCUCAAUAUAUUCGCGGACGGUACAGAGGAAAUAUUUCUUUUAAGCUCGGAGGAAAAUUGCGUAUAGUGAGUGAGGAAGUCGAUAUUUAUGAAUAAGGACGACGAAGAAAGCCCCUUUAUUCCGGUGUUGCACGUUUUUUGCUGCUUUGAUUAAUCGUGAGGCGCUGUUAAUUAUUAUUUUUGUUUCAUAUCCCGACGGAAAUAUGCUUCCCGUGACGUACAGAAGGUGCUUGUGGUUGUUUCGGUUAGCUAUGCAUCACAGUAUAUCUGCGGUUUUUUAAGUGAAUAUUUUGACCUCGUUUGAAGUUCUCGUUCGCCAUUUUGUUUGGUAUUUGGAUAUGUGAAAUUACCUCGUCUGUUGGUAUAUUACCUGUUAUCCAUUAAGAUUUUUUUUU
Messenger RNA from Notodromas monacha, 3034 nucleotides. Lineage: Eukaryota; Metazoa; Arthropoda; Ostracoda; Podocopida; Cyprididae. The record is from the annotation of a GenBank genome assembly.